GAGAACACCAAUUACACAGCUGCAAUUGAGACUGUCUUUAAUCUUCUUCUCGAUUCAGUUGAUUUGGACGGAAAUGAAGCGAGAGAUAAAGUGAUUCUUUUCCUCACGGACGGUACACCAACAGAUGCUAACACUUCAACAAUCUUUGAAGCAAUUAUGAAUGGAAACACUAAGCUGAAAAACAAAGUUGUGAUACUUACUUAUGGUAUUGGUUCCGUUGCUACGGAUGAAAGCACACAACAAAUUCUGACAAAAAUGGCCAAUCAAACAAUAAGAGAUGAAACAAAUGGAAAAGUUAGGGAAGGCACUUUUACUGUUGUUGAAGACGCUUUAAAUCUUCGACAGACGAUGUCCUCCUAUUACCAGUAUUUCAGCAGGUCUACGUAUGAUUCACCAAUAAUUGCAACACCAUACAUAGAUGCAUUAGGCUUGGGUCUUGUGACGUCGAUAUGUUUACCGGUACAUCACAAAGGUACUAUCAAAGGCGUAGCAUGUGUUGAUAUGACAAUGACGGACCUGUUAACAGACAUCACGUAUUUCAAUGAUGGUGAUCAAGCAUAUGCAUUUAUGAUAGACAAUAAAGGUCGAACAAUUGUGCACCCAUCAUUACCCAGACCAUUCGUAAUGAAAAACGAUAUAUUGUUCGUCCCUAUUAGUAAUUUGGAAAGGACAGCUGCCAAAGAAGGAAUCAUUGAGGAAAUGAAACGCGGCACCUCUGGGAAAAGGAUUAUAGAAUCUGGUCGUGUGUU
Messenger RNA from Owenia fusiformis, 749 nucleotides. NCBI's taxonomy places the organism in Eukaryota, Metazoa, Annelida, Polychaeta, Sabellida, Oweniidae. The record is from the annotation of a GenBank genome assembly.